CCCAGACUCCCACUCUCACCCCAUCUAAGAAAAAAAACACAAAAAGAAAAAAAUAGAAAAAAAAAAAUAAAAAAUCAAAUCUUGAUUUCCAAAAAAAUGGCAUUUGCAGGAACAACACAGAAAUGCAUGGCUUGUGAGAAGACAGUAUAUCUUGUGGACAAGUUAACAGCUGAUAACAGAGUCUACCACAAGGCUUGUUUCAGAUGCCACCAUUGCAAGGGCACUCUCAAGCUGGCGAAUUACAACUCUUUCGAGGGGGUACUCUAUUGCAGGCCACACUUUGAUCAGCUGUUCAAAAGGACUGGAAGUUUGGAGAAAAGCUUUGAAGGAACUCCUAAGAUUGCAAAACCAGAGAAACCUGCUGACAUUGAGAAACCUCUAGCGAAUAAAGUUUCGAGUAUGUUUGCCGGGACAAAGGAGAAAUGCCUGGCCUGCAAGAACACAGUGUACCCAACCGAAAAGGUGUCUGUGAAUGGUACUCCUUACCACAAGAGCUGCUUCAAGUGCAGCCAUGGUGGGUGCGUAAUAAGCCCGUCAAACUACAUAGCCCACGAGGGUCGACUUUACUGCAAACACCACCAUAUUCAGCUCAUCAAGGAGAAAGGCAAUUUGAGCCAGCUUGAGGGUGACCAUCAUCAUAAGGACUACGCAACAACACCUGCUGCAGAUUCAUGAAUAAACAUCCUUUACUUUGUGAUCACACUAAGUUGUGCAAUUUUUNUUU
Molecule: messenger RNA, 724 nt
Organism: Striga asiatica
Lineage: Eukaryota; Viridiplantae; Streptophyta; Magnoliopsida; Lamiales; Orobanchaceae
Source: the annotation of a GenBank genome assembly